GACUGUUUGAGCAUCUUUUGGGAGUGGUGACCGAGCCGCAGAAGGCUGCAGCCUUGCCCGGCCCCAGACAGCGCUGGCAGCAGGUGGAUCUCCAGCUCGGAGCAGAGACUCCCCCGCAGGCAUCUGCAGAUGGAACUGGAUGGACCCAUGAAUGAGAAUUUAGCUGCAGGAAAGAUGGCUUCUUCUGCCUGCCCCAUGGACCCCAUCGAUAGCUUUGAGCUCCUGGAUCUCCUGUUUGACCGGCAGGAUGGCGUCCUGAGACAUGUGGAGCUGGGCGAGGGCUGGGGCUGCGUCAAAGACCAGCAGGUCCUGCCAAACCCCGACCCUGAUGACUUCCUCAGCUCCAUCCUGGGCUCUGGAGACUCACUGCCCAGCUCCCCACUCUGGUCCCCUGAAGGCAGCGAUAGUGGCAUCUCUGAAGACCUCCCAUCUGACCCCCCAGACACCCCUCCACGCAUCGGACCAGCCGCCUCCCCAGCCGGCGGCCAUCCUGCCCAGCCUGGCAAGGGGCCCUGCCUCUCAUAUCAUCCUGGCACCUCCUGCCCCACCACACCCCCGGGGCCAGUGGUCCAAGUGCCUGAAGCCUCUGUGACCAUAGACCUGGAAAUGUGGAGCCCUGGAGGAAGGAUCUAUGCUGAGAAGCAGGCUGAACCGGUGGGCCUGUCACCACGAUGCAAUCUCACGGUGAAAGAUCUGCUGCUUUCGGGCAGCAGCGGGGACCUGCAACAGCAUCAACUGGGAGCCCCCCACCUGCUGCGACCUGUGGCCGGGCACUGUCAGGAGCUGGUGCUGACCGAGGAUGAGAAGAAGCUGCUGGUGAAAGAAGGCAUCACCCUGCCCAUCCAGCUGCCGCUCACGAAGUAUGAGGAGCGAGCGCUGAAAAAAAUCCGCCGGAAAAUCCGGAACAAGCAGUCCGCCCAAGAAAGCAGGAAGAAGAAGAAGGAAUAUAUCGACGGCUUGGAGACUCGGAUGUCAGCUUGCACUGCUCAGAAUCAGGAGUUACAGAGGAAGGUCUUGCAUCUUGAGAAGCAAAAUCUGUCCCUCUUGGAGCAGCUGAAGAAACUCCAGGCCAUCGUGGUGCAGUCCACCAGCAAGUCAGCCCAGACAGGGACCUGUGUUGCGGUCCUGCUACUGUCCUUCGCCCUCAUCAUCCUCCCCUCCAUCAGCCCUUUUGCCUCCAACAAAGCCAAGAGCCCUGGGGACUUUGCGCCUGUGCGAGUCUUCUCCAGAACUUUGCACAAUGAUGCUGCCUCCCGCGUGGCCCCUGAUGCUCUGCUGGGCUCUGAGGCCCCUGGACCCCGACCUGAGGCUGACAAACCCAAAGAAGGGUCUCCAGGCAGCCCCAGGGCAGCCUGGGGCUUCCGGGACACCGCGGACCUGACCAAUUCGAUGGAGGAGCUGGACAAUGCCAGCCUGGUCCUGAGGAACAAGACGGAGGGGCUGGGCGAGGUCGCCCUGCUAGACUGGGUGGCACCCGGGCCAAGCACUGGCUCCGGACGUGCAGGGCUGGAGGCGGCGGGGGAUGAGCUGUGAGCUCCAUCAGGACUGUGCUCCCAGGCCCCUCUGACCAGAGGCGCCUUGGGGGUGCUGUACUGGACGGCGACCCACCUGGGGAUGGGAAGUGAGGCAGAGAUCCUGUCAGACAUGCCAGGAUGGGGAGACACAGCUCAUAGCCACACACCCAGAGCCUGACUGAGGCCCACGCAGGAACUGACACUCAGACACGGACAAAGAGAGGGCCAUGGGGCCCAGGAAAUACACACAGAGCCAGACGCCGAAGCAAUGAGCAGACACACAGCCUGAAAAAGACCUGGACAGACAGACAGACACUGCCUGAAACAGACACAGACAGACAGACACAGCCUGAAACAAACCCACACAGGCAGAGAGACAGACAGCCUGAAGCAGAUGUGGAAGAACAGACAGACAUAGCCUGAAACAGACCAGCACAGACAGACAGACAGAUAGCCUGAAACUGAUGUGGACAGACA
Saimiri boliviensis boliviensis (Bolivian squirrel monkey) is the source of this 1991-nucleotide messenger RNA. It is a transcript of the gene CREB3L3, whose product is annotated as cAMP responsive element binding protein 3 like 3. The record is from RefSeq and is a predicted model, not a curated record. Gene Ontology annotation, molecular function: DNA-binding transcription factor activity, RNA polymerase II-specific; RNA polymerase II cis-regulatory region sequence-specific DNA binding. Gene Ontology annotation, biological process: regulation of transcription by RNA polymerase II. Gene Ontology annotation, cellular component: nucleus. Lineage: Eukaryota; Metazoa; Chordata; Mammalia; Primates; Cebidae.